CCCAGCCCGGCGCCGGAGCCUCCCGGGAAUUGUAGUUCGCCUCCUCGUGGUACGCAGGCGUACUGCCGAGUCCGUCUGGCAGCGGGAGUUAACGAGCUGUCGGCUGAGGGCAUUCGCUCGCGGGUGCUGAGGUGCGGGGAGGUGACGAGGCCGCAGAACCCGCUGCACAGACUUCCCAGCGGUGGCAGGAUCCGGUGGCGCACGAUCGCUGCGCUCUAAGUGCCACCUACGCCCACACCUGGGGUCGCAACGCCGGGACACCAGCGAGUGAGCCACGCAGCCGUAGUGGCCGGCGGCUACUCGGACCUCGAACCUGGCUCCGCGUGGGACGUUAGGUGGACAAGGGGCGGGGGUCGGAGGGGAGGCCUUGUGUGCUUGCGCCAUUUGUCACUCUGGAGGGGACAGAGGAGAGUCAUGCCGGGCAGCUUGCCCAAGGCCGCCCAGCACUCAGAAUGGCAAAGUCUGGCCUUUAGCCUGAGAAAAGCCCCAGGAUGACAGACCCGUGAGGGCAAACCAUGAUAUGAAGUGAAUGAAACUCCCAGAGGUGGAACAUUAAAGGGAAAUGGAGGAAACCCAUUUGCCCUAAAGGCAAAGGGGCUGGGACGCCCAGACUUCAGAAAGUAGACUUACUCGGCUCCCUGAGCAAGGCCAGGGUUUGCAAGUGAGGGUGAUCUUGCCUCUGGGAGAUACCGGGCUGUGUCUGAGGACACCUGUGGUGGUCACGGCUGGGGUUGCUCCUGGCAUCCAGCGUGUGGGGGCUGGGGAUGCUGCUCAGUGCCCAGGAGGGCUCCAAAUGUCCAUCCACAGUGUCCAGGAGGAGACCCUGCCUUACACCUCAGCAUCGUGAGUCUAGUGAUAUGCAGGGACCACUCCAUUUACGCCCAGACAUGCCUACUAAGGAGUGAGGAAGCGGCUGACCAUUCUGCCAGAUAAAGCUGACAUCGAGUUCACCAUUCUCUCCCCUUCCGUGUGAGGAAGUCCUCAUCAGGCCUUUCUUGUGGAGAAAGGAUGAAUUCCAGUGGUUUGAACAUUGAAAGGGAAGAUCAUGAGCCAGGUGCCACAGGUUUGGGUGAAUAGGGGCGCUGAGGGGAUUGCUGACAUCAACCACCAGGGCAGGUGGGAGAGAGUUGGUCUGGAAAUGCUAGGAAGGGGCUGGAGGUCCUGGAUCCAUUGCAACGAGUUGCAAUUUAGUCCCAAGAGCAAAGAGGGAGCCUCUUGCAGUAUGGUUUCAGGGUUGUAUUCCUCCCCCCUCCCCCUGCCCCAGGAGCUUCACACAAUCCCCUGCAUGAAGCCCCUUGACAACAAGGGAGGACAAGGAGCUGCCUCUCUACUUGCCUGUUGUUUCCUGGGACAGCCGGAACAAAGCACCAAAGACUGGGUGGCUUAAAACAACAGACAUUUACUCAUAUUCUGGAGGCCAGAAGUCAGAGAUCAAGGGCUGGUUUCCUCUGAGGCCUCUCUCCUUGUUUAUUGUAAGAAUACAGUAUAUAAUCAUAUAACACAAAGUGUGUGUUCAUGGACUGCAUUAUCGCUCUGUCUGCCCAGAACCUACAUUUUCCCAAGAGGCGAGGAUGGCUGCUGGCUGCCUGCACCCCUGGCCCCAGGAGUCAGUGACCUUCAAGGAUGUGGUUGUGGACUUCUCCCAGGAAGAGUGGGCUUUGCUGGAUCGUGCCCAGAGAAAUCUCUACAGACCAAUGAUGCUGGAGACCUGCCAGAACCUGGCCUCCGUGGGGCACAGAUCAACCGUGAGUACGUCCUGGGAUGACCCCUGACCCUGGAGGUCACGAGGCUCUCCUGUCCUGCCCGGCCUAAGCACUGAAGGCGCUCCGCGGAAAACUGAGUCAAGAUUUCCCAGUCCAGAGGACACGGGCGGCAGCAGAGCUGCGGACAGAAGCUCGUCAGCGUGGGUCCUACUCUGAGCCAAUGUGCUAGGCGCGGGUCGGUCACGAGUGUCCCGACGGCCUGUCAUUCAGAAAAUAGGGGGCGGAGCCUGGGAGAACGGCUCAAUCACGGCGACAGGGGCGGAGCACGGGGAAACAAUCAGGACAGUACGGGCGGUGUCCGGAGCGCUGUCCAAUCAGGGACUUGACGCCGGAGCAUUGUCCCGUUAGGGGUGCCAGGGGCGGGUCUUGCGUAACUGUCCAAUCAGAUGACCCACGGGUAUGGGAGAGCCCGAAACACCGUCCAAUCACAACGCCGGAGUCCCGAGCAAUGUCCAAUCAGAGGUCUCGUGGAAGGGAGUGAGCGUAGAUGUCGCUCUUGGCUGGCCAAGGUGUUGGUGCACACCUGCCCCGCGCAACCCCAGGUGCUGCAUCCGCGUCGCUCUCGCCUGCCCGAGCCGCGAGAACGACCCCCUGAGAGCUCGGAGAUGGAUGUGGUGGUCUUUGCGGAUGUGGCUGUGAACUUCACCCCGGAGGAGUGGGCUUUGCUGGAUGGUACUCAGAGGGAGCUCUACAGAGAAGUAAUGCUAGAAAACUUCAGAAACCUGGCCUCAGUGGAUGAUGAGAUUCAAUUUCAGGCCAAUGGGUCAGUUUCUCAGCAGAAUAUUAAUGGGAAUAAAAUAUCCAAGGAAGAUAAAAUAGCAGAGUUCUCCGGAAACAACCCUUGCAUCUCCGUCUUAGGGAAACUUGGGGAGCAACUAAGCAUUGAAGAUCAGUACACAAACCAGGGCAGACAUGUGAGAAAUCAUGCAGUGGUGAAACCCUGUGAAAGUAAUGAUCAAUGUGCAGAAGGCUUCAGUCAGAUUCCAAAUCUUACUCUGUACCAGAAAACUCUUACUGGAGUAAAACAGUAUGACUACAGUGCGUAUGAAAAAGUCUUCAUGCAUCAUUCAUCCCUCAAGAGUCAUGUUGCCAUUCACACUGGACACAAACCCUAUCAAUGUCAGGAAUGUGGGCAGGCCUAUAGUUGUCAUUCACACCUAAGAAUGCAUGUGAGAACCCACAAAGGAGAGAGGCCCUACAUAUGUAAAUUAUGUGGAAAAACCUUUCCUCGUACUUCUUCCCUUAACCGGCAUAUCAGGAUUCAUACUGCAGAGAAAGCCUUUGAAUGUCAGCAGUGUGGGAAAGCCUUCAUUGAUUUUUCAAGUCUUACUAGUCAUGUGAGAACACACACUGGAGAGAAGCCCUAUAAAUGUAAGGAAUGUGGAAAAGCCUUCAGUUAUUGCUCAACUUUUCGAAGACAUAUGAUAACACACACUGGAGAGAAGCCUUAUAAAUGUAAGGAAUGUGGGGAAGCCUUCAGCUAUUCCUCAACUUUUCGAAGACACAUGAUAUCACACACUGGAGAGACACCACAUAAAUGUAAGGAAUGUGGAGAAGCUUUCAGUUACUUCUCAGCUUUUCGAAGACACAUGAUAUCACACACUGGAGAGAAACCCUAUGACUGUAAACAGUGUGGGAAAACCUUCAUUUAUCUCCAAUCCUUUCGAAGACAUGAAAGGAUUCAUACUGGAGAGAAACCAUAUGAAUGCAAACAGUGUGGGAAAACCUUUAUUUAUCCCCAAUCCUUUCGAAGACAUGAAAGGGCUCAUGGUGGAGAGAAACCCUAUGAAUGUAACCAGUGUGGGAAAGCCUUCAGCCAUCCCUCAUCCUUUCGAGGACAUAUGAGAGUGCACACUGGAGAGAAACCUUAUGAAUGCACUCAAUGUAGUAAAACUUUCAACUGGCCCAUAUCCUUACGAAAACACAUGAGAACACACACAAAAGAGAAACCAUAUGAAUGUAACCAGUGCGGGAAAGCCUUUAAUUUGUCUGCUUGCUUUCGAGAACAUGUGAGAAUGCAUCCAGAAGACAAAGCGUAUGAAUGCAAACUAUGUGGAAAAGCUUUCUAUUGCCACAUAUCCUUACAAAAACAUAUGAGAAGGCACACUGCUGAGAAACUCUAUGAAUGCAAGCAGUGUGGGAAAGCCUUCAGUUGGCCUGAACUUUUGCAACAGCAUGUGAGAACACACACCGCAGAGAAACCUUAUGAAUGUAAGGAAUGUGGGAAAGUUUUCAAAUGGCCAUCCUCUUUACCAAUACAUAUGAGAAUGCACACUGGAGAGAAACCUUAUGAGUGUAAGCACUGUGGGAAAGCCUUUAGUUGUUCCUCAUCCUUAAGAAGACAUAUGAGAACACAUACUACAGAAAAACACUACAUACAUAUUGUGGGAAAUCCUCCUGCAAAUGAAUUAAUGCACAGUGCUUCAGAAAAUUCACACCAGGAGAGGAAUCUUAAAGUUGUAAAUAAGGUAUUGCCUUUAUAACUACUUCACAUUAAAGUGGACCCAUAGGGAGUGUAUUUACAGUUGUUAUGCAAAUAAACAUGUAGCUGAAAGUAACUCUUCAAGUACUCUUAGUACAUAAAUACUAAGUACAUCAAGUACUCUACAUAUAGUACAUAAAAUUUGCAUGCAGUGUUUUUUCUUACAUUUCAGUAAAUAAAACAUAUCUUUAGU
Molecule: messenger RNA, 4438 nt
Organism: Hipposideros armiger (great roundleaf bat)
Lineage: Eukaryota; Metazoa; Chordata; Mammalia; Chiroptera; Hipposideridae
Product: zinc finger protein 555-like
Exons: 8
Coding region: 2150-4246 (698 amino acids)
Biological process (GO): regulation of transcription by RNA polymerase II
Cellular component (GO): chromatin; transcription regulator complex; PcG protein complex
Molecular function (GO): DNA-binding transcription factor activity, RNA polymerase II-specific; RNA polymerase II cis-regulatory region sequence-specific DNA binding
Source: RefSeq, a predicted model, not a curated record